Messenger RNA from Fonsecaea nubica, 744 nucleotides. RefSeq lists its product as hypothetical. Bases 1 to 744 code for a protein of 247 amino acids. The transcript has 3 exons. The record is from RefSeq and is a predicted model, not a curated record. NCBI's taxonomy places the organism in Eukaryota, Fungi, Ascomycota, Eurotiomycetes, Chaetothyriales, Herpotrichiellaceae.
AUGAGGACCUCAGUCGUUGCCACCGCGGUUUUCUCCAGCGUCGCUGCUGCAAAGGGGAGCUGGGGCUCCGGGGGAAGCUACCCGCCUUAUGCCUCGAAAAACUGCCCAUUCAUCCCUGCUGAUGACCAAUUCGUUCUCUUUGCCGAAGACAUUCAGACGGUCUCACAAGUCAAGGCAGACCAAGCCUUCCUGAGGUCGCAAGAUCUCUACGUCGAGACCGCCUACGAUCUGGCCACUGCUUCUCAAUUCACCAUCCCCGACUUCGCUGCCGGUGCCAACUGCUCCUUGAACCUGGCAGUCCCCAGCCCCGAUCAGAUCUAUGGUGAUCUCUCCCAGAUCAUCUUCAGUGGUGGCGGGAACUUGAACUUCUCUCAACUGCAGAACGAACUUCCGAGCUCUGGCUUGACGUUCAACACCCUCGGAAACCUCCAAAACGUCGGGGUCCAGAAAGUGAUCCCGGGCAAACUGCUCACCCUCGUCCCCAGCUUCCCCUGCCCACCUCCUGGCACCGUCCUCCCCGGAAUCAUCCAAUCUAUCGACACCACACUUGUUAUGCGCGACACUGUGGGACCAGUCUGCCUCUCGGGUCUGUUCGUCUUGAUUGAGCCUGUUGGAAACCCGCCAAGCCCACCCGCGGCUUCCAGCACGAGCGCAUAUAAGACGACCAGCUACACUGGAAGCUAUACCGGCACCUAUAGCACCAACAGCGUUUCUGCCACUUACAGCAGCAAAUGGGCGGCUUGA